AUGCUGCGAAUUGCGCUGAGUUGCUGCGCCGCCGCCGCCGCCGCGCAAGGGCUCGUCGCCCCCGGCGGCCUCGUGCCCGCGGGCGGCGGCGCCGGCCCGGUCGGCGGCCGGCGGCGCGGCGGCGGCUGGGGCGUCGUCGACAAGUGGCCCGCGGGCUUCUUCGUCGGCGGGAGCGGCGCGCCGGGCAUGGACGGCGUCUACGUGCGCGCGGACGGGACGGACCACGCCAUGCCGCGGCUCUGCGAGCUCACGUGGAAACACGUGGACAACGGCUGGAAAAUGGCGUCGGCGCAGGUCGACGGCUACGCCGGCGUCGACGGCGCGCGGAAGGAGUGGCUGCUCGUCGACGAGGCGGGCCGCGACGUGCUGGCGACGCCGGGCAAGCACUACCUGCCCGGCGGCGCGAGGGCCUGGCGCCUCGUCCGCCGCGAGUUCCGCUACUGGGCCGUCGGCGACGCCGCGGAGACGCGCGCGGACGAGCCGGGCUUCUGGGCCCGCGGCGAGCGCGGCAAGGUCGUCGGCGUCGACGGGCCCGACGAGGAGCGGCCCGUGCGCUGGCGCCGCUUCCGCGACGGCAAGAUCUUCGACGUCGGCGCCUGGCGGCUCCGCCGCGCGGCGGGCGCCGACGUCGCCGCGGCGGCGGGCGCCGACGUCGCCGCGGCGGGCGACGCGGGCGACGACGUCCGGCCCUGGCAGAUCGUGGGCAUCAUGUCGCGGGAACGGCUCGACGAGCUCCUCGAGCAGAAGCGGCAGUACGACGAGGACGCGGCCCGCGCGCGGCGCCGCGGCGGCGGCGGCGCCGCGACGGAGGCCGUCGCCUUCCUCCCGGCCGCGUCCGCCGGCGCGGGGCUCGUCGCCGACGCGGAAGCCUGCGCGGCGGACCGGGCGCGCGCGGCGCCGGGGGGCGCGCGGGCCGCCGCGGACCUCUGCCGCGACGGCGACUUCGACGGCGCCGACGCGCUCCUCGCGCCGGCGGACGGGCCGGGGCCGCCGCGCGACGGCGAGUUCUGGGCCGCGUCGAGCUUCUGCGCGCGGCGGCGGGGCGACUUCGCCGGCGCCGCGGACCUCGCGCGCGAAGGGGCCGUCGCGCGGCGGACGGGCGGGCGGCGCGACGCCGGCCGCGGCGCGGCGCUCCUCGAGCUCGCCCUGGCGUCCUUAGACCUGGGCCUUCCCUGCGACGCGCUCGACGCGCUGGAGGCGCUCUACGCGCUCGACCGGACGUUCCCGGGGCUGGGCACGUGGCUCCUGCGCUGCCACGCGCGCGCGCGCGCCGCGCCGUGCUGCGCGCGCGCCGCGGCGACGGACCUGUGCGUCGGGCAGCGCGUCGCGACGACGGCGGCGCUCGACGGCUUCUGGGCCGCGGGCGACGCCGCGACGGUCGUCGGCGUCGCCGCGCCCGGGGCGCCCAUCGCGCUGCGGAUGGCGCGGUCCGGCCGCCUCAUCGACGUCCAGCGCGACCGCGUCGUCGCCGUCGCCGACGACGGCGAAAUCGGCGCGCCGGGGGGCGAGCCGCCCUUCGACCCCUACGCGGCCCUCGGCGUCGCCUGCGACUUCUCGCCCGAGGAGCUCCGGCGCGCCUACCGCUCCGCGUCGCGCGACGCGCACCCGGACAAGGAGGGGGGGUCGCAGGCCAAGUUCACGGCCGUCGCGCGCGCCUACGAGGUCCUCGGCGACGACCGGCGCCGGGCCGACUUCGACGCGGGCCUCGACCUCCCGGGCGAGCGGGCCCAGGGCUUCACGCUCGCCGAGGAGCUCCGGACGCACUACUUCCCGGAGCUUCGACCCUUCUGGCCCUUCGGCGACCCCCAGGAGAACCGGCGGGACCAGGAGGCGCGCGACGCCGCGCAGGCGGAGCGCGCGAAGAAGUCCUGGUGGUAA
This is a messenger RNA of Aureococcus anophagefferens, 1878 nucleotides long. RefSeq lists its product as hypothetical. The transcript has a single exon. The record is from RefSeq and is a predicted model, not a curated record. NCBI's taxonomy places the organism in Eukaryota, Pelagophyceae, Pelagomonadales, Pelagomonadaceae. The coding region runs from base 1 to 1878 and encodes 625 amino acids. Gene Ontology annotation, molecular function: protein-folding chaperone binding; misfolded protein binding. Gene Ontology annotation, cellular component: endoplasmic reticulum.